Folsomia candida is the source of this 1333-nucleotide messenger RNA. RefSeq lists its product as uncharacterized. Gene Ontology annotation, molecular function: N-acetyltransferase activity. The coding region runs from base 214 to 1260 and encodes 348 amino acids. The transcript is spliced from 5 exons. NCBI's taxonomy places the organism in Eukaryota, Metazoa, Arthropoda, Collembola, Entomobryomorpha, Isotomidae. The record is from RefSeq and is a predicted model, not a curated record.
CUAAAAGCUAACCGAACCAAUUCAUUCAUUUGUUUGCUUGUUUAUAUUUUAAAUUAGCAAGCUCAUGAACUUUUUCGUAAAUAAAUUAUUUAUCGUGAGAAGUUCUUCAUAUGCUUGAAGGACAUCUCGGGUGAACGAAAAUUUGGCUCCAAGCGAAUUAUUUCAUUCUCUUUAGAAUCUCUUGAAUUUUCAAACUCGAAACGGGAAAUCGAAAUGGACACGUUAAAAAUCCGUGACAUUAAAAGUCCAGAUUGUGCAGCUAUCACCAAGUUGAUACGAGAAUUGGGAAAUCAUAAGGGCGAAAGUGAUGACAACCUCACUUUAACUCCAAAAGAUUUGGACCGACUAGGUUUCGCUGAUAAGUACGGCCCACCGGUAUUUCUCGGCGUUGUCGCCGAAAUCAAAGAAUCUCCGGACGCCAAAUCCCCCCAAAUCGUUGGGGUAGCACUUUAUCAUGUCAAAUACUCGACCUGGGAAGGAGAGGCCAUGCAUCUCAACACUUUUAUCGUAUCACAGAAGUAUCAGCGACAAGGGAUUGGGUCUAAAAUGUUGUGCAGUUUGGCCAAGACAGCACAGGAAAAGAAGUAUCUUCGCAUUUCCCUCGAAGUAAUUAAAUCUAACGAAUCUGGAUUGAAUUUCUUUACCAAACACGGUGCCAUAAAUCUGACCAAGGAGGAAGGCUGGCUUAACUACGACUUGGACAACGCCGCCGUUAAGAAAUUGCUAGAGGUGGUAAAUGAGGACAAGAGUGUUCGACUACGCCCUGCAGAACCAAAGGACUGUACCAGAAUUAAAGAGAUGAUCCAGGAGCUGGCUGAUUUUGAAAAAAUGGAGGACGGUCCCAAGCUAACUGUGAAAGAUUUGCAGAGGGACGGGUUUUAUAAGCUACACCCGGUCUUUUAUUCCUUUGUCGCCGAAUUGGACGACGAGGAAACUGGAGAAGUGGAAAUAAUUGGGUUCAGUCUGCUAUUCAUAUCAUUCCAUCCAUUCCUUGGGAAACGGGUGCAUCUAGAGGAUAUCUAUGUCACACCGAAAUAUCGGGCAAGACGAGUGGGAGGCAUGUUGUUUCAAGCCAUAGCUCGGUUUGUAGAAAAAGAUGGCUAUAAUGGAUUUUCACUCGAAGUGUUGGACUGGAAUGAGAAAGCUAUUCAAUUUUACGACAAGUUUGGAGGUGUCAAUCGUUCCAUAGGGGAAAAGGGAUUACAAUCGUUACGAUUUAAACAUGGUGUUAUUGCAAAGUUAGGAACAGAAAAUAAAUAAUGGGACUAGUUUUGUAAUGAAAUUGGAGCAACAUAAUAAAGCAAAUCAACCGUACAUGAUAUUUUUUAAUGAA